AACAUCUGUUCAACAGGUGACAUAGAGGAUUGUUUGGUUGCACCUGUUUCUCAAGGACAAUUCACUCCACUUCCGGAAGCCCUUUGUUGGGCAAUCUUAGAAUUAACGUCACAAAGGCAAGCAGCGACAUUGGACACCCUCAGAUCAGCACUCAGGAAUGCAUUUCCGGCAAUGCAAAGACCUAACCGUGAACUCGUUUAUGAUGCAUUAGCUAAAUUAAUGCAAGAAAGAAAGAUUUACCAUACGUCUCAGGGAUAUUUCGUGGUAACACCGGAAACUAGAAGAUUAAGGCGCGAUUCCGGAAGUUCUAGAAGAUGUUCGAGAGAAGUUAACGGUACCAGAGGCCAGGGUGGUAUGCUUAUGAGUAACGACGAAGCUAUGGCAUUGGUUCAUGGGGAAAUGUUAACCCUUAGAGAUGGUGACGUUACGCAUCAGGCUGUACAAACCAAUCUGGCGGAUGUCAUCUGUGGUGGUAAUCCAAACGACAAGGUAUUGUUUGCCAGGUGUCGAUCGAUGCCAGGUCGUCUCGAAAGGAGACACUCGCUUAGACUAUGGGGAUCGGCCAGACGUUUACACCGAAGCGGAAGUUCACGGUCUUUGCCAAGGAGGCCGGAAAGAAGUGACACUUCGUCUAGUGCCGAAUACGCCAGCACCGAUAGCGCACCUCAUAGUCCAACCAGCUUUUCGGUUAUGUUUUCAGAAAAAAUAGGCUUGCUCUCGCGGCUAUUUCGACGUAGCACGAGGAGAAAGGGUGCACCAUUAAUGGGUACGUUCAGCGCUCAAUAUCCUCCAACCGAAUGGUUUAAUCCACGUGUCGUACAUCUACAUAGCGUAGCUACGCAAACGAGAGCUGCUAGUCCUUCGAUGAUGGAAGGGUUGGAUCAGUCGCAGACCAGUUUCCAAGUCUGGGACGAUUCAAGCUCAGUAAGAUCAGCAACAUUACCAAGGCGGCACCGACGCCAAGCCAGCGGGGAUUCGUCGAGUUUAUUGGCAAAUUCUACACCGAGAAGUUCUAGAAGGCAUAGAUCGCCAUGUUCGACUAUGCCAAGAUCAAAAUGUUCUAGCUUGAGUAGAUGUACCUCUAGGGCAUCUGUCCUUCCGCCUAACGCCAAUCAAGAACCAUACCAGACUCGUAAUCAAGUUCAAAAUGGUAAAAAUUCGGCAAAUUCAUCCCCAAGUAGAAGCGGUGGAAGUUCUGGCUCCGUUAGGACUACCAAUAACGUAGUUAGUCCUGGAAAAACUGCUACUAUUACUAGGUCCUCUAAUACAAGGCAGCAAUCGAGUUCUCGUAGGCCGAGUCACGAUUCGACUGCUAGCGGCAUUAAAUCAAACAACGGUUCGCCCCAGCACAAGGUACUGCAAAAGACGUCUUCCGGUCAUUCGUCUCACUCGAGUGGGAAAUCGAUUUCUAGCGGUAAACUUUCGUCUUCCCCGUUGAAGACGAACACGCUGCCGGCUAAAUCGUCACCGUUGAAGGUCGUACAGCAGGGAUCGUUAACACCAUUACAAGAAGCCCAAAAUUCUAUAACACUUCAAGUAUCGACGAAUCUAAGCCCGGUCAAUGGUUCGUCUCAGGAACAACGUGCUAUACAAAAUAGCGUAACUUUGGCAUCUAAUGCAACUAGUACGACGACUAUUUCUGGAUCACCGGGAACUAAGAUUUAUGUACAUCAAAAUAAUUCACCAAUGAGAUCGGUCAUUACUUUUGAGAAUGGUACGGUUAAGACUAAAGUUACGGAAAAGGAUAACACGGAUUGUAAGGAAAAACAAGAACGCGAACUUGUCGGUGAAAAAGUUUACAAAUCACGAUUGGACGAAGAUAAAUUAUUAUUUAAAAGUAAACACAAUGACGAGGAUAAAAUGAAUAAAUCUAGUAAAAUCGAACGGCCUUCUUCGCUUUAUUCGGGAAAGGAUACAAAACCUGGAUUAUUAUUAUCGGAAUCCGAUAAAGAAAACAAGCCUAAAGUCGAAGAGGAAACGCCGAGUAAAUUGAAAUUGACCAAUCGUUUGAACAACAGUCAAGUUCAUCUUAUCGAUGGAUCUAACGGUAACAUAGAUAAAAAUUCAUUAUCCCAUGAACACCCUACUGGUAAUUUAUCCAGUACGAAAAAUACCAACGAUGCCAUGAACAAUUCUCGAAAAUUAAGUCUCUCGUUAUCGAAGGAUGCUUUGAGUUAUCGAAAUUUACUCCGUCCAGGAUCGAAAAAUAAUAUCUCAUCUAAUCCGCCAUCACCUACGAAAUCAUUCGACGGUUUCGGGGGUUCCUUCAACAACGUUUAUAUUGAAAAUCUCGAAUCAGCUAAACAACAAAGAGCACCACAGGGCUCCGAGCCUAAUUUAGAAAAGACUGUAAGCCGUGGCGAUCUUUAUUCUUAUCCGAGCUUGAGCGACAUGCAAGUUCAAUUUACCAGUUUGGCAGCUCAGAAAAUACUUAAGGGUUGUCCGAUAAAUAGCGUUGAUACAUUGGUCGAGGUUAACAUGGCCGCUGCAGAAAAACCAAACAAUUGUGACGUUACCGUUCAUACGGAUUUUGGCCUAGUUUGAACAAUCGAAUAAUUAUUAUCGAAUUAACGUUAAACUGUGUACGAUUUAUAACUAUGAAACUCAUCAUUAUCAUUGUCAUUAUCAUUAUCAUCAUCAUCAUCAUCAUUAUUAUCAUCAUUAUUCAUAUCAUCGACGUAUUUCGAUUAAUUUCUUUACGAACACAGCGUAACGUUGUAACAUGAACGGGUAUGUAAAUGAAAACGAUCAAGUCCCAAGUGAAACUACCCUUUUAUCUCGGUUCUAACGUCCUGUAAUAUAUCUAAUAGGUAAUAACCGCGUUCGAUACACACAAAUCACGUGAAACGUCACUGCCGUUGUCCGAAUAGAGAAAAAAAAAAAAAGAAAAGAAGAAAAAAAGAAAGAAAAAAAUAUGAGAUAAAAAGGAUCUAAAUCUAGAGAUAAAUAUAUGACGGUAGUAAAUAAGUGAUACUGCGAUAUACGUAUAUAUGUAACAUAUAUAUAUAUAUAUAUA
This is a messenger RNA of Polistes canadensis, 3016 nucleotides long. RefSeq names its product storkhead-box protein 2 (gene knockout). The annotation marks the transcript as partial. Gene Ontology annotation, molecular function: RNA polymerase II transcription regulatory region sequence-specific DNA binding; DNA-binding transcription activator activity, RNA polymerase II-specific. Gene Ontology annotation, cellular component: cytoplasm; nucleus. The record is from RefSeq and is a predicted model, not a curated record. Gene Ontology annotation, biological process: positive regulation of transcription by RNA polymerase II. Lineage: Eukaryota; Metazoa; Arthropoda; Insecta; Hymenoptera; Vespidae. The transcript has 5 exons.